AUGGACCCAUUUCAGCUCCGUCUCCGCUUCAUCAGCACCCUGCAUCGACUCAACGCCUCCCUGCCAACCAUCCAAAAGUCUCUCUCCUUUCUCGUCGACCACCCUUCGCUCCACGCCCAGCUCUGGGAUUGCAUCCUAGACGAGUUUCGUUCAGGCUCCAUCAGCCGCCGCAUCAACCUGCUCUUCCUCGUCGAUGCCAUCUUCACCGAUGACACGCUGUCAUCUUCCAUCCGAUCGCUCUUCCGACCGUACCUCGAGCGGGAUGUCUACCUUCUCUUCGACCUGGCGGUCCCUGAAGGGCGAUGGGAUGCAUUGCUCAAUGUGCCGGCUGUAACCAAGAUGCUCGGUGCCUGGAAGACACGGCUCGUGCUCGAAGCGUCGGUGAUAGAGGACUUGGAGACGAUGCUGUCCGUCCGCAAGACUGCACUGUACACCCUCUCCCCCGGUCAACGCGCCUCAACGCUCCUUCACCCCACCGACAUGCAACGUCGUAUAGAGGAGGAUCGUGAACGACACAAGCGUCUCCGUGAGCGAUCGUGGAUUCUACCACCUACCGCUUUCUCCCAUCAAUCCCUCUUCGGUACCCGACCAGAACAGUUGGAUCCGACGUAUCUGACACGCAAACAGCCAGCGUCGCCCCGAGAGCAGAGGGAGGACACGGACGGAGACAGGGUGUGGAGCACCCAAGACCUUGAUUUCAGCCAGAUGUGGGACGAGACGAGCGACUUCAAUGACGAUGAUGUCGAGGGGAUCGUUGAGGACGAAAAGACCGGAUGGUUGCAUCAGCCGCCACCACCACCAGCAUCAGCUCCAGCCCCAGCAUCGGCAGCGCAACCGGUAUUCGCACAACCACCGCCAGCUCAACCACCGAGAGCACCCGCAUCGAUGCGCAAUGCACAACGUGCCUGA
Kalmanozyma brasiliensis GHG001 is the source of this 909-nucleotide messenger RNA. Its product is annotated as CTD kinase subunit gamma Ctk3, C-terminal. The coding region runs from base 1 to 909 and encodes 302 amino acids. The transcript has a single exon. Gene Ontology annotation, biological process: positive regulation of DNA-templated transcription, elongation; positive regulation of transcription by RNA polymerase I. Lineage: Eukaryota; Fungi; Basidiomycota; Ustilaginomycetes; Ustilaginales. The record is from RefSeq and is a predicted model, not a curated record. Gene Ontology annotation, cellular component: CTDK-1 complex.